UGCAUUGGGUGCUGUUGUCUUGGCCACGUCCCCAAGCCACGUCGCGCUUUGCUCGCCAUUUUCCUAUCUUCUGAACCUAGAUUCAGUCUUUCUAGUGUCACGGUGUCAUUCAACUCUGUCAGGUUAUAAAUUAAUCUUACCAGAGACGAACUGACCUCUUUAUAGAGUCUUAAAUCGUUUUACUCCUGCUGGUGCUCCCUUAAACAUGAACAUUUUCAGGCUAACCGGCGAUCUCUCCCACCUAGCAGCCAUCAUCAUCCUGCUGCUAAAAAUAUGGAAAACCAGAUCUUGUGCCGGUAUUUCUGGGAAGAGUCAGGUCCUGUUUGCCUUAGUGUUCACCACUCGUUACCUGGACCUGCUCACCUCCUUCAUUUCUCUCUACAACACCACCAUGAAGAUCAUCUACAUUGGAUGUUCGUAUGCCACUGUGUACCUGAUCUACCUGAAGUUCAAGGCGACUUACGAUGGGAACCAUGACACGUUCAGAGUGGAGUUCCUGGUCGUCCCCGUUGGUGGACUGGCUUUCCUGGUUAACCAUGACUUCUCUCCCCUAGAGAUUCUGUGGACGUUCUCGAUUUACUUGGAGUCUGUGGCCAUCCUGCCACAGCUUUUCAUGAUCAGCAAGACCGGUGAGGCUGAGACCAUCACCACCCACUACCUGUUCUUCCUGGGACUCUACAGAGCCCUGUAUCUCAUCAACUGGAUAUGGAGGUUCUACUUUGAGGGAUUCUUCGACAUGAUCGCCAUUGUUGCUGGGGUGGUGCAGACCAUCCUCUACUGCGACUUCUUCUAUUUGUAUGUAACAAAAGUACUGAAAGGAAAGAAGCUGAGUCUGCCAGCUUAAGUGCCAAAGAGGAGCAUUUUGGCAGACUUGUAGAGGGGGGAUCGGAGGGAAGGAGGAGUGAUAGUGGACACCUCUGAAACCCCCCCCACCCCACCCUCCACCAUCGCCACUUCCUCCUCUUCCCCUCCUGCCAGUGUAAGAUGCCUGAGACAGAGAGCAAGUGGGAGCUGCUGGCUUUCUUCUGACCCAGAAUCAGUGGAAUCAGAACCCCCGCAGAGGCUGGUCCAUGGCCUUCGGAUUUCUGUUUGAUGCAUCUUGCCUUAACUUUUUUUUUUAAUACUCUGUAUAAAGGAAGAAAAAAAAAAAGCGAGAAAAGUUUUCUACAGAAAAAUGUGUACUCUGAAGAUUUGACACAUUGGUGAAUAAGAGCUGAAGAUGUAAAAUUGCCUCUGAUUUGGCAUUGUAUGAUACUGAAGUGGACUUCUUGUGGUGGGAUAUUAUUGACUCAAACAUUUGUAAUAGUAUUUGCAAUCAGAAUAAAUAUGUAUUGUUUUUCCUGAACCAAUUGGGAGAGGAAUUUGUUGAAUCCUCAGAACUAUGGUGGUCAGAUUAUUCAUGUUUUGCUCUUCUAUUUUUGACCACUAUGCAUUCCCACUGUCUGUUUUGGUUUCCCUUGGUAGAAUAUAAAUUCAGUAGAGAUGCCAUAGUUUAACAGUCUCCUUCCAAAAAAGGAACUCUGUAACUCAAAUUCAGUUUUUGUUAAAAAGGUGACGGGUAUGAGUUGUUUCUUGUUGUUAUUUAAGAUUGAGCAGAAUGCUCAUCUGGGGGGAAAAAAAACACACAAUGAAAGUAAAAGGUUGAAAGGAUACCAAGGAACUCUCAUCACUGUAAAUGGCUUCUUCAUUUGAAUCCCUCAUUUAUUACCCUAUAAGGAUAGUAUGUCACCUGUAAGUAUACAUCAUUUCCCACCCAGUCAUUUCAGGUGGCCCCUGUAAAUGUUUGAGACGGGUGAAUUUACUACAAAUAUGCUGUAUAUGAAUUAUCACAACAGAAGACUUUUGUUUUCUCUUUUAGGUGCCAAUGUAUUUAUUUUUUAGCUUCCUGGUUUCCAGCAAACAGUGCGUAGAAUUGUCCUCCUGUUGUGCACAAUUUCAAUAGCAGGUUUUACACGUCUCUGUCAAACACGAGCACAAUCCUACGAACGCUGUUACGCUGAAUCCUGAAUUCCUCCUUGAAGUUUGGUUUUCAUGCAGAUCAGUCCAACACUCCUUUUAAUUUCUUAGCAGAGCUUUUGCAUGAUGUUGCAACCACAAAUAAAGACUAGAUGGGAAACAUUUGUCUCAAGCUGUGGUUACAACAAGUUUAAAAGCGUAAUCUGCCAAUUUAACCAAUUUAGCAUUACAAUCCUAUGGCACUGUUGGACUCAACAACAAAGAAAAGGAAAGAAAUAAUCAGGAUAUUGUCUUUAUUCCACACAUUCUACUUGCUAAUCAUAACUCGUAAAUACAUUACCUGAUGUGCAACUCAAGUUAUUUAAUGCCACAACUCCGGUUUUGGGUUUUUGUUUUUUGUUUUUUUUUCAGACUUGUAUUCAGCCUAGACUCAAGGCUGACUCAAGUGACAUCACUUGAGGACAUUUAUCAGUCAGCUCCUUCUGGAGACACUAAAGGCUUUACAGAGUUCCAAGUUAAGGAGAUUGUUCCAGUUGUAAAAAUGCAUUUUUGAACAAUCCUUUAGUGUUUACAUAGCAGCUUUAAUGACAACUUAGUUUUACAUUUUGUAAGAGAGAGAUGCAGCUUGACAUGCUCCGUUUUUAAAAGAGUUCAGAGUUGCACAACCGUUGAAGAUGAGGUAUGGUAUAGAAGUAUCAAAGGUGUAAUCUCUGGAGUAACAAAUAAGCAGGCUUGUUUUCUGCCUUUCGGGAGAGUUUCUUGGUUUUUGAGUUGGACCAUGGGGUAUUGGCUUGAUAUACAUAUGACUUUGCAGGGGAAUCUGAAGAAUGACAUGCUGUGUUUGUAUUUGUGGAAUACACAUUUGCAAUUAAAACACAUUAAAGAUUUUAAAAUGUAA
Scatophagus argus is the source of this 2854-nucleotide messenger RNA. RefSeq names its product KDEL endoplasmic reticulum protein retention receptor 2b (gene kdelr2b). NCBI's taxonomy places the organism in Eukaryota, Metazoa, Chordata, Actinopteri, Scatophagidae. The transcript has 5 exons. The record is from RefSeq and is a predicted model, not a curated record. Gene Ontology annotation, cellular component: endoplasmic reticulum; membrane; cis-Golgi network. The coding region runs from base 206 to 844 and encodes 212 amino acids. Gene Ontology annotation, biological process: protein retention in ER lumen; endoplasmic reticulum to Golgi vesicle-mediated transport. Gene Ontology annotation, molecular function: ER lumen protein retrieval receptor activity.